AUGUCUUACACUCCAGGAGUUGGUGGUGACCCCGCCCAGUUAGCCCAGCGUAUCUCUUCCAACAUCCAGAAGAUCACGCAAUGCUCUGCGGAAAUACAGAGGACUCUGAAUCAACUUGGAACACCUCAAGAUUCACCUGAAUUGAGGCAACAGCUCCAGCAGAAGCAGCAGUAUACGAACCAACUUGCCAAAGAAACAGAUAAGUACAUUAAAGAGUUUGGAUCUCUGCCCACCACCCCCAGUGACCAGCGUCAAAGGAAAAUACAGAAGGAUCGCUUAGUGGCUGAAUUCACAACAUCGCUGACAAACUUUCAGAAGGUGCAGAGGCAGGCUGCUGAGAGAGAGAAAGAAUUUGUUGCUCGAGUAAGAGCCAGCUCCAGAGUAUCUGGCGGUUUUCCUGAGGAGAGCUCAAAAGAAAGGAAUCUUGUAUCCUGGGAAAGCCAAACUCAGCCUCAGGCUCAGUUGCAGGAUGAAGAAAUUACAGAGGAUGACCUGCGCCUUAUUCAGGAGAGAGAGUCUUCUAUCAGGCAACUCGAAGCUGAUAUUAUGGAUAUUAAUGAAAUAUUUAAAGAUUUGGGAAUGAUGAUUCACGAGCAAGGCGAUGUAAUAGACAGCAUAGAAGCCAACGUGGAGAAUGCCGAGGUGCACGUCCAGCAAGCAAACCAGCAGCUGUCAAGGGCGGCUGACUAUCAGCGCAAAUCCAGAAAAACCCUCUGCAUCAUCAUUUUUAUCCUUGUUAUUGGAGUUCUAAUUAUCGGUCUCAUCAUAUGGGGAGUGAAAGGCUAA
This is a messenger RNA of Rangifer tarandus platyrhynchus (Svalbard reindeer), 786 nucleotides long. The record is from the annotation of a GenBank genome assembly. NCBI's taxonomy places the organism in Eukaryota, Metazoa, Chordata, Mammalia, Artiodactyla, Cervidae.